CUGCCCUUGCCGCCGCCGCCCGCCGCCAUGAGAGGUCGGAGCAGCCGCGGCCCUGCGGUCGCGUCGACGUCGAGCCGGCGUGAGCCUGAGCACGAGGAUCCGGCGACCUCCGACGACGAGGUGGUUUCCUCGUCGUCGGGGUCGGAGCGGGAGAGCGACGGUGACGUUGAGAGGGAGCGGGAGCUGGAGAGCGCGCUCGCGGACGUUCCGUUCGGUGAGCUGCAGCGCGCCCGCGCCGACGGGUCGCUCGGCGGGCGCGGGCUUAGUACCGCCGCCGCCGCGGCGGCUGCCGCGCAGAAGAAGGUUCGCAGGGCGAGCAGGAAAAGGCCGAUGGAGAUCAGCACCAAAGUGCGGCCGCCGAGGCUCAGAGAGAUCAUGCAGGUUCCGAAGAAGGUUGUAAGGGACCCAAGAUUCGAACCUAUAUAUGGAGAGGUUGACAAAGAAGGGUUCAGGAAAAGAUACAAUUUCUUAUUUGAUGAUGAACUCCCUGCAGAAAAAGAGAAACUACAAAAAUCGAUCAAGAAAUCGAAGGACCCUAAUGCUAUUGAAGAAAUGAAGAGUCGCCUCACUUGGAUUGAUAAGCAAUUGAGAUCUCAUCCUAGGAAGAAUGUUGAGUCAGAGAUUCUGCGUGAACAUAUUAAGAAAGAGAGGGAAGCAGCGAAGACUGGAAAACAGCCAUAUUAUCUGAAGAAAUCUGAAAUUCGUGAAAGGAAGUUGAUGAACAAGUACAAUGAGCUCAAGGAGGCUGGAAAGCUUGAUGCCUUUAUGGAGAAGCGACGGAGGAAGAAUGCCUCCAAAGAUCAUCGCUACAUGCCAUAUCGAAGAAAUGGGGAUGCUGGUGCAUAAUGAUGUCCCUCGAGCUGCAUUUAUAUUAUAUUUUUUUUUUGCAUUGUCCAGCGUCCUGUGCAACCGAGAGCGGAAGAUUAACCUUUAAGGAUGAUUUGUAGCUGAGAUCUGAUUGCUGAUACCACAUGCUUUUGUAAUCGUAAAUUAUAGAUUUGUUACUUGUUUUGCUUGCUGCU
This is a messenger RNA of Oryza brachyantha (malo sina), 1022 nucleotides long. Its product is annotated as ribosomal RNA processing protein 36 homolog. The transcript has 9 exons. Gene Ontology annotation, biological process: maturation of SSU-rRNA from tricistronic rRNA transcript (SSU-rRNA, 5.8S rRNA, LSU-rRNA). Lineage: Eukaryota; Viridiplantae; Streptophyta; Magnoliopsida; Poales; Poaceae. The coding region runs from base 28 to 846 and encodes 272 amino acids. Gene Ontology annotation, cellular component: nucleolus; 90S preribosome. The record is from RefSeq and is a predicted model, not a curated record.